This is a messenger RNA of Musca vetustissima, 1181 nucleotides long. RefSeq names its product phosphatase Herzog (gene hzg). The record is from RefSeq and is a predicted model, not a curated record. The transcript has 5 exons. Gene Ontology annotation, molecular function: RNA polymerase II CTD heptapeptide repeat phosphatase activity. Lineage: Eukaryota; Metazoa; Arthropoda; Insecta; Diptera; Muscidae. The coding region runs from base 46 to 1101 and encodes 351 amino acids.
AUUUUCUUUUUUGCUGAUCUUUUUGGUUAAACAAUUUAUGCUUAAAUGGAUGCAACAUCAAUAAUCACACAAGUCGCCCGCGAUGACGAACAAUUAAAUGUUUAUCCAAAUGAAAAAGAUGAUGUCGAACGUCUAAAGCCCCAGAAACGCGGUUUCUUUCAAUCGAUUUUAUGCUGCUGGCGUCGCAAUCGUACAAAAACAAAUCAAAAUGGCACACCCAUUGAUGGUUCGACCACACCGCCACCAUUACCGGACCAACAACGGUAUCUCCUACCUCAGGUUAGGCACUCGGAUAUGCACAAAAAAUGCAUGGUCAUCGAUUUGGAUGAGACAUUAGUGCACAGUAGUUUUAAGCCAAUUCCAAAUGCUGAUUUUAUUGUCCCAGUGGAAAUUGAUGGCACCAUACAUCAGGUGUAUGUUCUGAAACGGCCCUAUGUCGAUGAAUUCCUACGAAAAAUGGGUGAACUCUAUGAAUGUGUAUUAUUUACAGCAUCACUAGCCAAAUAUGCAGAUCCCGUUGCCGAUCUGUUAGAUAAAUGGAACGUUUUUCGUGCAAGACUGUUUAGGGAAUCAUGCGUUUAUUACAGGGGUAAUUAUAUUAAGGAUCUAAAUCGACUGGGACGUGAUUUGCAGAAAAUUGUUAUUGUUGAUAAUUCACCGGCUAGUUAUAUCUUUCAUCCAGACAAUGCGGUUCCUGUUAAAUCCUGGUUCGAUGAUGCCAGUGAUUGUGAACUCUUGGAGCUGAUACCACUAUUUGAGAAGCUAAGCAAAGUCGAUUCUGUAUAUAGUGUUUUGUGCAAUUCAAAUAAUCCAUUGAACAAUCACAAUCAGCAGCAGCAACAACAACAACAACAUUCAAUACAACAACAGAACCAACAACAAACAACGCCACAGCAUCAACAGCAACCGCAGCAGCAGCAACAACAACAACAACAGACCAUUACAGCAACAACAAUCAUAACUCAAGCUUCGACACUGUCAACACCAACAAUACUGACGUCACAGCAACAGCAACAACAACAAAACCAACAACAACUGCAGCAGCAGCAACAACAAACCGGAAGUCCGCCCAAUCAUAGUGAUUUAAAUAAUAAAACGUAACAUCAGUGGGAAUUAAUGUUUAUAAAUAUUUAAUUAUUUUUUUUACAUAUUAUCAAAAAACAACAACAAUAUAUAUUAUU